AUGGACUACGAUAACUAUGACGCCGUCCUUCAUUAUGUUUGGGGCCGUACACAAGGAGACGCCUGGUUCAAGCCCUCAGAAGAAAACGUAGCAGCCGGUGUUUGUCUCCGAAUCGCGCAAGGCCAAUUCCGCGUGUUUCCGUACGAAAACCGCUACCUUGCACCAUUCGAGGCAGCCAUCCGUGUCUUGAACCCCCUCGUCGCUGUCAAAGUUAGAAGCGCCGCCAUAAACGCCGCCCUGGCUACCGUGGCCGAAGAUGCUGUGUGCAUGUACCUCGAUUCCGACACGCGAAUCCAAGUACUCGAUACAAUGAGCCAUCUAGUCCGCGCGGACAAGGAACAGUGCGGUGCCUUUCUGCGUGAUGAACGUGUCCUGGUCGUGUGGUCCGACGACCUCGAUAAUAUCAUCCCCCUGUGUUCGGAUUUCGAAGAGAAAUUGAUGAAGCUUGUCUGGCGGUCCCGAGGCACCAUUGCCUCGUCCAUUACAGGAACAUCUGCCGCACCAUCUACUACUGCCUCCGACGAUAAUCUCAAUGCCGAUACGAAGGCAGCUGAAGCCGCUGCCGUGGCCUCGGAGGCUGUUGCGGUCGCUGUUCUUGAAGAACGGGAAAAGCAACCGGGGCAGAAAACGACGAUUGGUCUCUGGAGCUGGAAGUUGUCCGGCAAGUCCAAGGCGGGGAAGCUUUCGGAUCCGGAGAAAGCUUCGCGCAAGUCUGCACGGCCCAUCCGACUUUUUGCCCCCGUAUAUGGAGGUCUCGGUGCAGCAUUGUCCAUAUACUUUAUUGGAAGCGGUAUUUCGACGUUGAUUUCCGAGGUCCGGCUCGACUCUAACUACACAAGAUUUGCGUUGGUCGCCACUACUCCGUUUCUCCUUUGUGUGUCGCUCUUCUUCGCCCUUCAAAUCAUCACGAACCUUUCUUUCGUUCUUGGUCCCGUGGCACAAUACCAUGAAAACUCUCGCUAUUACUCUGCAGUGCCACCCGAGCCUAAUCCGGAACUAGACGCGAAGCUCCCCCACGUAACAGUCGAGAUGCCUGUCUACAAGGAAAGUUUGGAGGAGACCAUUGCGCCCUCGGUAAUGUCCCUCAAGAAAGCCAUGCAGACGUAUGCCCGACAGGGAGGGACCUCCUCCAUCUUUAUUCACGAUGAUGGCAUUCAGCUGAUCAACGAAGCCGAGAGGCAGAAGCGAAUUGCGUUCUAUGCCAACCACAACAUUGGCUGGGUGGGUCGUCCGGGCCACUCGAGCGAACCGGAUGGCUUCAAGCGUGCAGGGCGGUUCAAGAAGGCCUCGAACAUGAACUACGGAUUGGCUCUGUCCCUCAAGCUAGAGGAGAAACUUGCUGAGCUCGAGGCCUCGGAAAAGGCAGCGGGGACCGGCUCGGAUGAUGAAGAAUGUUUAGAGGACAAGGCACUCAAGCUUGCGAUCGAGGAUAUCUACGAAGCGAACGGUAGGAAGUGGAAGCCUUGGGCAUCUAAUGGCAAAUCGCUCCGGAUGGGCGAUGUCAUUUUGAUUGUAGACUCCGAUACUAUUGUUCCCGAGGACUGCUUCAGAGAUGCCGCACGAGAGUUGGUUGAGUGUCCAGAGGUCGCCAUCAUCCAACACGAGUCAGAUGUUAUGCAAGUCGCACACCAUUACUUCGAGAACGGCAUCACGCACUUCACGCGCCGGGUGAACAAAUGUAUUUCCAUGGCCUGUGCGAACGGCGAAGUAGCCCCAUUUGUGGGACAUAACGCCUUCUUGAGGUGGUCUGCGAUCCAAGAUGCGGCUUUCGUCGACCCAGAUGAUGGCGUCAAGAAGAUUUGGUCGGAAAGCAACGUCUCCGAAGACUUUGACAUGGCGCUUCGACUCCAGCUGAAAGGAUACAUCAUUCGAUGGGCAACAUAUUCGGAGAGUGGUUUCAAGGAGGGUGUAUCGCUUACUGUCGAUGAUGAGCUCAACCGCUGGCAGAAGUAUUCUUAUGGCUGCAACGAACUGUUGUUCAACCCGCUGAUUACUUGGUGGCGACUUGGUCCUAUCACGAAGCAGUUGCGCACUUUCAUCUGGUCGGCCGCGCCGGUUCAUUACAAGAUCAGUAUGAUGGCGUAUAUGUUUUCCUACUACGGAAUUGCGGCGUCGGCCAUGUUAUCGGUGCUCAACUACCUCCUUCUUGGCUGGGCUCUCGACGUCGACGGAUACUACAUGCACAGUUUCGAAAUUUGGUUGGCUUGUACCGUUGUUUUCCCGGGCGCUGGAAAUCUUGGGUAUACGUUGCUGGAAUACCGCCUCGGGAAGAGGAGCAUCAUGUCCUCCUUCCUCGAAAAUAUCACCUGGAUCCCGUUCUUCUUUUUCUUCUUCGGCGGCCUCAGCGUGCAUCUCAGUGUCGCCCUACUCGCUCAUAUGUUCUCCUAUAAUAUUACGUGGGGUGCCACUGCUAAGGAAGUCGAAAGAUCCAAUUUCUUCCUUGAAGUCCCCAAGAUCUGGAAGCGCUAUUGGCCCGUUAUCAUUCUGGCGCUCAUUGGCGUUGGUGCGAUGAUCGUGCUAUCUCUGUCGUUUAUCCCAGCAGGAUGGCGUAUUCCGGGAACUUCUUGGGCUGUCAUCCUUCCUCUUGCCAUUGUAAUUUCUUUGCAUCUGCUGUUCCCUGUCGUUCUCAACCCAUGGCUUAUGAUUUUCUCAUACUGA
Messenger RNA from Guyanagaster necrorhizus, 2658 nucleotides. RefSeq lists its product as uncharacterized. The coding region runs from base 1 to 2658 and encodes 885 amino acids. Lineage: Eukaryota; Fungi; Basidiomycota; Agaricomycetes; Agaricales; Physalacriaceae. The record is from RefSeq and is a predicted model, not a curated record. The transcript is spliced from 16 exons.